GAGGCGGGAGGGGGCCGACUGGCGCGGCUCUGGAGAGCGCUCCUCCGCCCCGCGCGCGGUCCCUGCGCCCCGCUCCGCCAGCGCCUCGCUGCCAGCGCCGCGCCUCGGGCGUCCAGAGCGCGCCCCUCGCUCCGCAGCCGGCGCCGCCCGCUGCAGCCCAGCCCCAGCCUUCCUCCGCCUCCUCCUCCUCCUCCGCUGCUGCUGGACACGCAGCCGCAGGCCGGGGCCGGGACGCAGCUGGGGAGUCAGGGACGCGCGCAGCCAGCCCUUCCCCCUCCGGCUCCCGCACCGCCGGCCGCCUCCCCUCGCCCUCCUCCUCUCCCUCCCUGCUCCUUCGCUUCUUCCUCCUCCUUCUCUCCCGGCCCCGGCCGCCAGCAUCAUGUCCGCAGGGGGAGAUUUUGGGAAUCCACUGAGAAAAUUCAAGUUGGUGUUCCUGGGGGAGCAGAGCGUCGGGAAGACGUCUCUGAUCACGAGGUUCAUGUAUGACAGCUUCGACAACACCUACCAGGCAACCAUUGGGAUUGACUUCUUGUCCAAAACCAUGUACUUGGAGGACCGUACGGUGCGACUGCAGCUUUGGGACACAGCUGGCCAGGAGAGAUUCCGCAGCCUGAUCCCCAGCUACAUCCGGGACUCCACGGUGGCUGUGGUGGUGUACGACAUCACAAAUCUCAACUCCUUCCAGCAGACCUCUAAGUGGAUUGACGACGUCAGGACAGAGCGGGGCAGUGACGUUAUCAUCAUGCUGGUGGGCAACAAGACGGACCUGGCUGACAAGAGGCAGAUAACCAUCGAGGAAGGGGAGCAGCGCGCCAAAGAGCUGAGCGUCAUGUUCAUCGAGACCAGCGCGAAGACCGGCUACAACGUGAAGCAGCUUUUUCGACGUGUGGCUUCAGCUCUGCCCGGAAUGGAGAAUGUCCAGGAGAAAAGCAAAGAAGGGAUGAUCGACAUCAAGCUGGACAAGCCCCAGGAGCCCCCGGCCAGUGAGGGCGGCUGCUCCUGCUAAUGCAGCGCCGCCCUGCUGGCGCCCCGUGACACUACUUGCUUGUUGUGUUGCUUCCUAUUGGUUAGCUUCCUACGGGGAAAUGCGUUUAUCCAGAUGGGAGGAUUUUUCUUUUCUCUCUGUCUCUAGGAGUAGGGUGGGAUGGGGAGGGAGGCUGGGCAUCAGGGAUCACGUCACUCUUAACAGCUGUUACUUAAACAACUAUUUUUUGGUUUGGUUGUAAUAUAUUGUACUUUAUUAAGAUUGCCAAAAACUGUUAAAAUUUAAAAAAAAAAAUUUAAAUCAUGUGUAUACAACUUUUUGCCAGAUAAAAAUGUAGUCAUUUUUAUUUGAAAGAUGUGCUUUUUGUUUUUGUAUAUUUGUAAACUUACAGAGAACCUUUUCCACACACCUCCUCCUUCCUGUUCUCCUUGAACUGUUCACCUCCUCUGCCUUCCUCCCAUCCCCAGCCCAGUAAAUUAAAACAAUUAACUGAGCAACUUAAUUAGGCUCCAGCCCCAGGCCAUCCGGCCCCUCCAUCCAGGCCCUCCAUGGUUAAAUCAAACAUUGGUUAAACGAAGCCUCUGAAGAGGUACCUCUGCCCUUCCGUGGCCAGAGGGGGACAUCAGCCCUGUGUUCCCUGUGCCCAGUGACCGGAAGAGCAAGAGGCCAUUGGAAGGAUGGGGUGCUAUUGGCAGCUGUGGGCCGUGAUGGUGCGUGGUCUACAGACUGGGGCACCACAUGUAGUUCUGAAAACGUUUUAGCAAACCCGCCCAGGCAGUCAGCACGCAGAGGUGGGUUGAAUCUGAGAAACUCAAUGCAUGAUGCUGGGCAGCUGCCACCCUGCGCUGCAGCCUGCGCCACAUGGAAUUGGUCCAUCAGUGACUGGGGAAGGGAGGAUUGUUUGCAGAACCGCCACUUUGAAAGAUACAUGUUCCCAGCUCCUGGGUUGCUAAUGCUGUUGAGUACUUUGUGGAAAAGCUGAUGUCUUGAUGUGUUUUCACCCCACUGGCGUGGUACAGUUGAAAUCUUUGUGGGUGCCUUUGUGGGUGUUGUGGCUGCGCUGUGGCCCCCUGAGCGUGUGGUUGAGGUGGGGUCUCCGGAAGGCUGCCCUGGGUACUGCAGCCUGCCCCCAGAGAGCCAUCCUUGCCGUUUUUAACUCGUUCCUGAGGAUGGCUGAGUCCUGAGGACCUGUAAAACCUCUGGGGAGAGCUCUCUCUUCUCGCUCCGCGAUGUAACCGACUUGGCCAGCUUUCCAGGUAGACCCAGACUCACCGCCCCGAGCCUGCGCAAAGCCGGGCAGCGGGCAGUGACUCUGGCCAGAGCGUAAACCCCACCCUCCCCGCUUCCCCGGGCUGCUCACGGGCAUGUCGUGGUUGGGCCAACGGCCAUCCCGGGCGUGGCGAGGUGAACUCCUCCGCAAGGCAGGACUCCAACAAGGUUGUUGGAGUGAACUCUGAAACUUCUCAGAAACUAGUGCAGGAUGGCAGGCGCAAGCGCAGCGGAACCUGGCAGGGCUGCCCUUUGUGCAGUGGGGCCAGCCCCGCACCCUUGGCCCGGAGACCGUGUGACAGCUUUAGCGAGGAAGCAGGACCCCACUGAGCACCUCUCCCAGAAGGCAAGGACCAAUGUGCGGGCGUCACUCAAAUGUCACGUAUUUAGUUUUUAUAUGUGUGUACAUAAUUAUAUAUAGAGAUAGACUUGUGCAUACACCUUCCACAAACACAUCCUCACACAGAGAAACAUGUGCUCAAUGUAUACUCUCGUUUUUUCCUGCUCUCAAGUUGGAACUUGCAUUGUGAUAACAGUUUUGGAAAUUCAAAAGUACUGCAACAUGUUGACAUAAGAAAUACUUAAUAUUGUCAAAUAACUUGUGAUUGUCUUGCCAUCAAUAAAAUAAUGCAUAGAUGUGUUAAACUGCAGGUAAAAAGAGCCCACGGGACUAUCUCCCCCAUCUCUCUCUGUACUUACUGUACGCACGGGCGUGUGUGCCCCUGUGGGCACUGUCCCCCCGCACGGGCACGCCCCCGAGUGGUGCUUGUGCUAGAGUGCUUACUUACCUCGUGAGGGUCUGCGGGAGUCCAUGUCACGGCGUCCCGCCUCGAUGGCAGCGAGGCCGCCCCUUGUGGCCUCUGAGACUGCCCCAUUUACAGGGAUCUGACUGGGUCUCAGUGAGUGAAUGUAAGGUGGAUUUUUAUUUUCUUGGCCCUAAAGAGUAGCUUUUCUUAAAAUGUCGUGUAAAACAAAGUAGAAACUCACUUCCCUUCUCACGUGAACACACAACCAAGGCACCACGGACUGUUUAUCCGUCCUGGCAAAGAGGAGCAGGGAGAGACCCAGCAGAUGUCACGUGGCUUGAUGUGGUCUUAGUGAGUCCCGCCUUCCCUAGGCUGCAUGCUUUGACAUCCUCUCUGGAGCCCAGGUUCUCCCCUGUCCCGUGGCCGCUGAAGCUGAGGGUAGCUGCCUCCUCUUGUCCUCCCAUCUCAGCGAUGCCGUGCGAUCCCUGGCCGCCUUUCCUCAGGCCCGAUUUCCGCUCCUCCCUCCCUGGGGUCUGGUGAGGCGGCUGGACCUUCUUUCACAGCCGUGUGUUGGUUCCUCGACUCUUGUCUUGAGCAGCUGCCAUCACUGUCCUCUUGCUUGUAGGUGGGAUCUUGACUCAGAGUUAAGGUUCCAUGAUAGAAUGGUCAGGUGCUCUUGAAAAUGUCACGAAAUUGCCUCAGCACCCCCGGUGAGAGUAUUGCAUCUUUGCUGAAUUGAGAUCAGUGAGCGGAGGGCAAAGUGGAGGAUUCCUUUCAGAAAAUUGUUCUCAACUUAGUAAUUCAGCGCUUCUCCCCAAAGACUAGAUUCUCUUCCUUUGGCCCUUUUUCUUUGGGGAUCUCAAAGAAGAGCUGUCAGCAAAGCUCCUGUUCUACAGGCAUCAGAAAAAUUGAGUGUAAGAUGGAAAAAGCUGAGAGUGCAUUUACAACUGCAGACAGAGCCAAUGUGAAGGUGUGCUGUCCACAUCUUGAGUACUGUAGCUGCAGCUGUGGGGUCCCGGUUAGUUUGCUCAGUGGCUGUGGGCAAGUUUCCUUUGGUCAGAGGCCUCCCUGCUGUCACUAUUGCCACUCUCUUCCUGUCGUCACCCUUAAAAAUAUUUUGUAAUGUUCCCAGGUUGGAGGGGAGCAAUGGCCAUAUCAGUUUGUCUGGAGCAACAGAAAUGAGGAUUGACAUGGUGGGAGUGAAGAGUGCAGACUUAGCUGGGGUACGGCAUCUCCAUCGUCCUGGUGGCUACCCAGGGCCAGGAGCACCUGUCCUGGAGUACCAGGUGUGAUAGUAAAGGGAUGGUGUUGCUGGCUUUGGCAUCCUGUAGGUAGAGCAAGCAGCCUUACUCCUUCACAAGAUGGAAGGCAGGUGCGGAUGUCAGGACAUGAGACCAGGUAGCCGAGGACUGUGAGGUGUAUCUGAGCCACGUGAGGGGCAGCCGGACAGAAGUAUGUCUGUGUGCAUCAACCAAACAGGGUCAUUUGCUCGCUAGCUUCCAAACUACCUCUCCCCACUGUCACCUUGCUACUGCAGUGAGGUGCAGGUCUCAUAACCCCUCCUGUGUCACAGGCAGGAAAAUCAAGACGGAGAAGGGUGAGUUGCUUGUGAUCACCCAGAGAGUCGGAGUGAUCAGAGCUGAUGUUUCCUUUCUUUAGCUGAUGUUUCCUUUCCAUUGCUGCCCCUGUGUGUGUACAAAUGGGACUGCACACCUGUGCCAAGGACUGUGUGUUCCUCAGACCAGCUCUGUGCUGUGGUAGGACAUAGCUUCUUCCCAGUGUGUCUGAGGGAGCUGGGAGAGCCUAUAGGUGCAUUGGGACCCUCCACUGCAAAGAAGGGCCAGUCCCCAGGCCAGCGGAUUGUCCUGGGCCCCCACACAGAUCAGGGCACCCUUUCAAUUUUUUCUUUUUUUUUUUUUGUGCCCCAAACUCUUUAUUCCAGGAUGAUAUUUCUGUGGCUACUUGUAGUGCACAAUAGAAAUCUCAAUUUAUUAUGUUUGCACAAGGGGCAUUUUCCUCAGUUUUUAAUUUAAAUGAACUAUUUAGGUAUUCUAAAGCCUUGGGAUCUCCAUGUGCAAAACUCCUUGGCCUCCAGACCCUUGUCUGGCUGACACCUCAGCUGGGUACGGUUUAUCAGGAAAGCCUUGCAGGGGAGGUUUAGACGGCUCCUUCAGGAGGUGGGAAGCCUCCGUAGCAUCGAAAGCCAGCCUGCGUCUCGCGGUGUGUGUCCACUUCUCCCCUCACUUCCCCCCCCAUCCCUUUCAAGCAGUUGGCUGUGGGGAGCGGCCGGGUGGCAGUUCCAUCUGUGUUACGGGCUCAGAAGGCAUAGCGGCCAUACUGACUUCACAUUAAACUGUGUAAAAUGUGGAAAAGACUCAGCAUGUUGGUCGAACAAUAAACUGUCUUAAUUCUCAA
This is a messenger RNA of Microcebus murinus (gray mouse lemur), 5415 nucleotides long. RefSeq names its product RAB6B, member RAS oncogene family (gene RAB6B). Gene Ontology annotation, molecular function: GTPase activity; GTP binding. Lineage: Eukaryota; Metazoa; Chordata; Mammalia; Primates; Cheirogaleidae. The record is from RefSeq and is a predicted model, not a curated record.